Messenger RNA from Odocoileus virginianus texanus, 2871 nucleotides. NCBI's taxonomy places the organism in Eukaryota, Metazoa, Chordata, Mammalia, Artiodactyla, Cervidae. The record is from RefSeq and is a predicted model, not a curated record.
UCUCCGAGCGCACACGGGAGCUCCUUCCCUCCUCGCCUCCUCCUCCUCACCCUCCUCCUCCUCACCCUCCUCCUCUUCGCCCUCCCCCUCCUCCUGCUCGCCGCCCGCAGCCGGCACUUUGCGCUUACCCGGAGAGUAGCUCCACUUGGGUGCGAGGCGGAGAGGGGCCAAAUCCAUUCACGCCGAUCCAUGAAAAUGCUUUGGAAACUGACGGACAACAUCAAGUACGAGGACUGCGAGGACCGUCACGACGGCGCCAGCAACGGGACGGCACGGUUGCCCCAGCUGGGCACUGUAGGUCAAUCUCCCUACACGAGCGCCCCGCCGCUGUCCCAUACCCCCAAUGCCGACUUCCAGCCCCCCUACUUCCCCCCGCCCUACCAGCCUAUCUACCCCCAGUCGCAAGAUCCUUACUCCCACGUCAACGACCCCUACAGCCUGAACCCCCUGCACGCCCAGCCGCAGCCGCAGCACCCGGGCUGGCCGGGUCAGAGGCAGAGCCAGGAGUCUGGGCUCCUGCACACGCACCGGGGGCUGCCCCACCAGCUGUCGGGCCUGGAUCCUCGAAGGGACUACCGGCGGCACGAGGACCUCCUGCACGGCCCCCACGGGCUUGGCUCCGGACUCGGAGACCUCCCGAUCCACUCCUUACCUCACGCCAUCGAGGACGUGCCGCAUGUAGAAGACCCGGGUAUUAACAUCCCAGAUCAAACUGUAAUUAAGAAAGGUAAGCCAUUUCCUUCUGCAUUCCAAGCAUGUCCUUACAGGCAUAGUGCUAUUUUCGGCGGCGCUGCGUCCGCACGUGCCAGCCAGCGUGCAAGACACGGUUACGUGCAAGGCAUGGUUACGUGCGUUUUGUGCGGUCGCUACCUACGAUUACAUGUUGCCUACGUGGUCAGGAAUUCUCAUCUCACGCGCGCGAGGGCGAAGUCUAAAAAUGGAGGAAGAUCUUUAAGAGAAAAACUGGACAAAAUAGGAUUAAAUCUGCCAGCAGGGAGGCGUAAAGCUGCCAAUGUCACCCUGCUCACAUCACUAGUAGAGGGAGAAGCUGUCCACCUAGCCAGGGACUUUGGGUAUGUGUGUGAAACCGAAUUUCCUGCCAAAGCAGUAGCUGAAUUUCUCAACCGACAACAUUCCGAUCCCAAUGAGCAAGUGACAAGAAAAAACAUGCUUCUGGCUACAAAACAGAUCUGCAAGGAGUUCACCGACCUGCUGGCCCAGGACCGAUCGCCCCUGGGGAACUCGCGGCCCAACCCCAUCCUGGAGCCGGGCAUCCAGAGCUGUUUGACCCACUUCAACCUCAUCUCCCACGGCUUCGGCAGCCCGGCGGUGUGCGCCGCGGUCACGGCCCUGCAGAACUAUCUCACCGAGGCCCUCAAGGCCAUGGACAAAAUGUACCUCAGCAACAACCCCAACAGCCACACGGACAACAGCGCCAAAAGCAGUGACAAAGAGGAGAAACACAGAAAGUGAGGCUCUCCUCCCUCCCCGCCCGCCCCGCCGCGCGCGCCCGCCGCCCGUCCGCCUGCGCCUGCACCUCCAUCCCCCACCGCCCACCGCCGGCAGGUGACAGCGCUGGGGACCAGCGACGCUCCACUGCUGCUACUGCUGCCGCCGCCGCCUUCGGUCCGGAGGCCCGGGGGCCCGGGGCUCUGCCCCCCGGCGAGAGGGCCGACCCCUCAGGCCCCGGCCCCGACCGCCCAUCAGCAUCACCUCCCCGUUGCCCCCCGCGUGGAGCCUAAGAGAAUCCAACAGGCCGUGAAGCCAGCAAAGAAAAGUUCUGUCCGAGUUUGUGAACCUUUUUUUUUUUUUUAACCCAACAAAUCAACCACAAAGACAACAAAAAAAUUAAAAACUUUUUUUUUUUUUAGAAAAAAAGAACGUAAAAAUUAAAAAAAAAUUCUAUGAGUUUCACGGGAUGGAAUCACCACCUUCCUUACAUAUUUCAGUUCAGAUUGUAGCCAUACUAAAAAAAAAAAAGGCAAAAAGGAUCAUGACAUUUUUAUCAGUAUUGUGAAUAAACUUGAACACAGAUACUCGAAGUUCCAUGUCUUGUCUUCAGUUGUAAAAGUUUUCCCUCUUCAAGGUAAAGCGACUAACUUGAACUUUCUCUGGCAACACGAUUCACAAUUCUAUAAGGGAAUCAGUGUUCACGUCUCUGUAUAUAUUUAUUUAUGUGUAAUUUAAUGGGAAUUGUAAAUAUGGUGAGUCUGUUUUAAGCCUUUUUUUUUUUUUAUUUAUCUGGUGAUCUCGUUUACCUCUUGUUUAGUGGGUUUUGAAUCUUCCCUAUUAGUUCUUCAUGUGGUUCAUGGUACUUAUUUAGGAAUUCAAGGUUUGGGGGAUUUUCUUUUUUCCUCUGGGAUUCAUGAAUUUAGCCCUGUUGUAGCAUGUUAAAGACGACAAUGAAACAGCUGAACAAAUUUUAAGAAGUAAAAUAAAAUUUUAUAAAUAAUUAUAGUAUUACAUUUAGCUUUUCAUUGAACUGAAAGGAAAAAAAAAAGUGAUAUUGGACCCUGGAAAGAUUUAACUUGAGUGGUUUGAUAACCCUUCUAUGUUUUUGUGGGGGAGAAAAGCAAAAAAGUUUAUUUUAUUCCACUGUCCUCCCUUAAAAGCAUCAUUCGAGCAAUAAAUGAGUAUUGUCUUUAAACCAAGGGUUAGGGAUGUUUUCCUCUCUCUCUCUUUCUCUCUCUUUUUGUUCAAAGAACUUCAAACAUUUGGGACCGCCUGGGUAUUCUGUAUUUUCACUGGCCAUUUUGGAAGCAGUUAUAGCUGCAUUGUAUUGAGUUGUGCUGGCAGUAGUUUUCAUGCCUGUCAAUGUAUCAUAGUCCUUUGUUGCCCAGAUAAAUAAAUAUUUGAUACGCUUUAUGUCGA